Messenger RNA from Penicillium salamii, 1350 nucleotides. The record is from the annotation of a GenBank genome assembly. NCBI's taxonomy places the organism in Eukaryota, Fungi, Ascomycota, Eurotiomycetes, Eurotiales, Aspergillaceae.
AUGAGCAAAGACACCCGAAGCAGCAAAAAAGAUCCAAUUCGACAAUUCAUCAUCUCCGGAAAGGAUCCGGUGUCCGUGGCCGACUUGGAAAAAGACGAACUCAAGAAACUGACAGACAUAUUACACCUAGGCAAAAUCAAAUCCCCUCAAACCGAGGAUCUAGCCAAAAGCCUCAUCAAAUUUCUGCCCAAAGAGUUGCGCCGUGAGCGCGGCCACAAGAACAAAGGCCUAUGCAACGGACAUCAAAAUUUCAACGCCGGCUUCAUAGACGAUGUACUAUACCUGCUGAAGCAGGAAGUGGGCCACCAUUUCCGCAAAUUCGAAACAUAUCCAGAUCUAAUGACCAGUCUGGACCGGCUGAUCGUUGAAAGACUGUCCGGGAUCCGGGGUAUGUGGACGAAACGCAAGCGGAAUGAUCCGCCAAAUCCUCAUCUAUGGACAUUCGAGACCAGUGGCUGUCAAGCAUGUAUGAUUGCCAGGGUAGCGACUAACAUAGGUGCGUUGCGCAACUUGCGUACUGCGAUGCUGUCUCGGAAUCAGACUCGGAAGAAGCAUGUUACGUGUCGGUUGAUGAAGCUUGUUGAGGCUUGUAUCAAUCACUACCCCAAUCAGUUGAGCGAGAUUCAUGCUUCGUCUGGUCAGUUUGCGAUUAUCAUGAAAGACACACGUAAAACUUGUAGCAAGGCAUGGUAUAAUGAUCCGAAACAUGGCGCCGCGAGACGAAAGGAGUCGGGACAUAGAUUCCGGCGUCGUCAUAGCGAGAGUCAGCGCAGCGAGAAGAGCAAUCAACGCUAUGAGGAGAAAGAUGAUACCGAGCUUGCGGAGAUGAGAGCCGCAUACAGGGGGACGGUCGUUUCUGGUCCAGGGCCGCAGUUGAGUGCAGGGCACCGGCCCAAAGAGCGGCAGACGGACAGAAAGGACCCAGCGAGGAGUCCGACACCGAGUUCGUCACAGACUGGGGCAUCAUUUCCGGCUGAUCAGGCCAAGGGGCGUCCGCAGCGAAUGACGCAGCUCACGGAUUUUCUUGAUGGGAGGAGCGAGCGCUUUGGCGAUAGCAUAUAUACGAAAGACAGCACGGAUCUCAGAUAUGCCAGCUCGAUGUCGACGACCAUUGAUGCAGUGGAUGAGGUGACGAAUAUGUACCGAAACUUGGGGGGAAAUCCCUUCCGAGAGCAGAAUCCGCACGAUUCCACUGACGGGAGUGAUAGCGAUGGCGAUGGCGAUGGCGAUGGCGAUGGCGAAGAGGAGCCUGUCCAUACAUAUACAUCUCAGAAUCUGGCUGCUGCGAUGACCACCUGGAGCCUACUCUGUAACUCGACAGGGACGCACCGGGGCUCGGAGUUUGAUUAG